AUGGUUUUUGCUAAAGACGCUAGGGUUGGUGAGAAGGCGGCUGCUUGGAGUCAGGAUGUAUCAUCAGCUGGACUACACCGCCCGCAAUCUCGUGUGGAAUACGAUGAUCAGCGGCCGCAAUCCCGUGUCGGUUACACAAGUGACUCAAGAUGCCCGAGUCGUCUGGGUUACGAUGACACUGGAGGUGGCUAUCUCGAACAAAGUGACCCACGAAUGUACUGUACCGGCACGUAUUGCAUGGGCGACACGAUGAUGGCGACUGCACGGGGCGUAUGCGGCGAGGAGGUAGAGCUCGAUAUGCGUCGACAUAUUCAAGCAUGUGCCUGCACAUGUAAUCAUAUGGGUUACGGUAACUACAUGGACUAUCAGACAACGUGUUUAACCGAAUUACCAGAUAUCACACCUUGUAAUGGAAAUGUUCGCUUACCACCCUGUGAAGAAUCACCUAGUUCUGGUAGUAGUAAAGAACGGAGGGAGGGUCCCAGGAGCAAAUGUCGUGUGUUGGCACCAAUAUUCCUGCUCAUUAGUGUAUUGUUACUCGGUGGACUGUGCCUACCACUUCUCCUACAAUCUGCUCCAGCUACUCAUCAGCAGAGGCUCGAUGUAGUCCGGCGAAUUCUUACCGAAGUACCUCUCAUUGACGGGCACAACGAUCUGCCUUGGAAUGUGAGAAAAUUUGUCCAUAAUCAACUUGGUGAAGUCAAUCUCAGCAGUGAUCUGGGCCGAAUUGAUCCUUGGGCCAGGUCUGACUGGAGUCAUACUGACAUACCUAGGUUACGUACUGGUCUGGUUGGAGCACAAUUUUGGUCCGCAUAUGUGCCAUGUGGCGCAGCCCAACUCAACGCGGUUCAGCUAUCUCUUGAACAAAUUGAUGUUAUACGCAGACUCGCAGAAAUGAACGCACAACAUCUGACUCUUGUCACAUCAGUAAGGGGUUUGGUUGAAGCACACAGAGAUGGAAAAAUAGCGAGUCUUAUCGGUGUGGAAGGUGGUCAUUCCCUCGGCAAUUCGCUCGGAGUACUCAGAACAUUUUACGGACUUGGAGCACGUUACUUAACGCUGACGCAUGCCUGCGAUACAUCGUGGUAA
Molecule: messenger RNA, 1089 nt
Organism: Fopius arisanus
Lineage: Eukaryota; Metazoa; Arthropoda; Insecta; Hymenoptera; Braconidae
Product: putative dipeptidase NECHADRAFT_87110
Exons: 6
Coding region: 1-1089 (362 amino acids)
Biological process (GO): proteolysis
Molecular function (GO): metallodipeptidase activity
Source: RefSeq, a predicted model, not a curated record